CCUGGGCGAACACGUGGCUGCCGCGGAGCCAGAGCAGCAAUGGCGGCCGGUGGCGGCGGUAGCUGCGACCCCUUGGCCCCGGCGGGGGUCCCCUGCGCCUUCUCGCCGGACAAUCAGGCCUACUUCGCGUUAGCCUCUAGCGACGGUCACUUGCGGGUGUGGGAGACAGCCAACAACCGGCUGCACCAGGAGUACGUUCCUUCCGCGCACCUCAGCGGUACCUGCACCUGCCUGGCCUGGGCGCCAGCGCGGCUGCAGGCCAAGGAAAGCCAUCAAAGGAAAAAAAGGAAAUCAGAAGUUAUAGGAACAAGUGACCAGGUUGACCUGUUGGCUCUUGGCACAGCAGUUGGUAGCAUUUUAUUGUAUAGUACAGUAAAAGGAGAAUUACACAGUAAAUUAAUAAGUGGUGGGCAUGAAAACAGAGUCAAUUGCAUACAGUGGCAUCAAGACAAUGACUGCAUAUAUAGUUGUUCAGAUGAUAAGUAUAUUGUGGAGUGGAGUAUACAGACAUGCAAAGUAAAGUGCAAAUGGAAAGGAGACAAUAGCAGCGUCAGUUCUCUGUGUAUCAGCCCAGAUGGAAAGAUGUUACUUUCAGCUGGUCGAACAAUCAAACUAUGGGUUUUGGAGACCAAAGAAGUCUACAGACACUUUACAGGACAUGCGACACCUAUUUCAUCACUUAGGUUCACUACCAUCAGACCUAAUGAGAGCCAGCCUUUUGAUGGGAUUACAGGUCUUUAUUUCUUAUCUGGAGCAGUACAUGACCGGUUACUUAAUGUCUGGCAGGUCCGAUCAGAAAACAAAGAGAAGAAUGCAGUGAUGUCUUUUACAGUUACAGAUGAACCAGUUUAUAUUGACUUGACUUUGUCAGAAAACAAAGAAGAGCCUGUCAAGUUAGCUGUUGUUUGCAGAGAUGGUCAAGUCCAUCUUUUUGAGCACAUAUUAAAUGGACAUUGCAAGAAGCCUUUGACUUCAAAUUGUACAAUUCAGAUAGCAACACCAGGAAAGGGCAAGAAAUCAACACCAAAACCCAUUCCUAUUCUAGCAGCCAGCUUUUGCUUAGACAAAACGUCCUUAUUGCUGGUGUAUGGCAGUUGGUUUCAUCCUACCAUUGAGCGAGUGGCUUUGAAUUCCAAAGAUAGUCAUAUAUGUUUGGAGAGAGACAUUUCAAAUUGCUGGGCUCCAACAGUAGAAACUGCUAUAACCAAGGUGAAAACACCAGUGAUGAAUUCUGAAGCAAAAGUUCUGGUGCCUGGGAUUCCUGGACAUCAUGCACCAAUAAAGACUAUACCUUUGCAGCCCAGUGAGGUGGAGAACAAGAGGAAAUUAGGCAGCAAUGAGGCUAGCAUCGAGGAACGCCUUGGUGCCAUGGAUCUAGAUAGAAAAGGAAGGAAGGAUGACCUUCUGCAGACAAACAGCUUUCCAGUCCUUCUCACACAGGGCUUGGAAAGCAAUGACUUUGAAAUGUUAAACAAAGUGCUUCAAACUAGGAAUGUAAACCUAAUAAAGAAGACUGUGCUAAAGAUGCCCUUGCAUGCUGUUAUCCCAUUGUUGCAAGAGCUUACGAAGAGGUUGCAAGGACAUCCCAAUAGUGCUGUUUUAAUGGUUCAGUGGCUGAAAUGUGUGCUGACGAUUCAUGCAUCGUACCUGUCCACGUUGCCUGACCUGGUACAGCAGCUGGGGACCCUGUAUCAGCUAAUGGAAAGCAGAGUCAAAACGUUCCAGAAACUCUCACACCUGCAUGGAAAGCUCAUCCUUCUCAUCACACAAGUUACAGCAUCAGAAAAAACAAAGAAAACGCUUUCCCCUGGACAGAAUGCCAAGUUGGUGUAUGAAGAAGAAUCUUCUGAAGAAGAGUCUGAUGAUGAAAUUGCAGAAAAGGAUUCUGAUGAUAAUUGGGAUGAAGAUGAAGAAAAAGACAGUGAGAAAGAUGAGGCUGUUGAUGAAGACAAUGAAGAGGAAGAUGAGGACACUGAAGACAAAGAAGAGAAUGGGGAGGACAGAGAAGUGUCAAGUGAAAAAGAAUUAAAUGGAGAUUCUGAUUUAGAUCCUGAAAAUGAAAGUGAAGAGGAGUGAAGACAGAAGCAGUCAUUCACACUGUGACCGCCUUGCCCGAUGCUACCAUGUCCUCCCGGGGAGGCUUGCCCUGUGCCAGGAGACAAGAGGCGUCAUAUGCUUUCCAGUCACAGAGGCGAUUUUCACACCUCCUUCCUGCCCUGACUGCCCCAGACUCUUAACUGUGUAAAUAAGAGUGUUUCAUUCAAAUGUUAAUAAACUUUACACAGUAAAUAGACACACUUUCUGCAAUGUACUGACAUGAGUGUCCAAUAUAUGGUAUAUUUUUAUAAUACAAUACUCUAGUAUGAUUGGUUCUAUCAGAAACUGACGUAGGUGGAGAUAGACGUGCCAUAGGGGUCAGGAACUGGACGCCUGUGAAGGAGUCGGCUCUCAUCUCAGGUUGGCAGCUUUCAUCCAGUCCAGAUGCCACACAGCACUAAUGAAUUAUUUUUAAUCUGGCACACCUAAUUUGACAUGGUCAUAACAUAUGAAGGAAUAACAAAUUUUAAAUGAAAAUGGUUGUGAUUUACAGAAAUAAAAUCACAGUCUCCCUAGUUUGUCUACUCACUGGUAAUCUGACAUGGAUCAGAUUGGAUAUUUGGAGUGCUUCCCCAAAUAACCACUUAUUUUUUAAAGUGUCCUGUGAGAUAUUUUUUUAAACAAAACAAAAUAAUGGUAAUUAAAGAAGCAAAGCUUCAGCCAUAUUAAGGGGAUUGCUUGUCUGCGGACUGUAAGCACUCAUCAGUGUACAGGUCAGGCAUGCUUGUUACCUGCGACUUUUUAAACCUUCAGUCACAGCUGCUUUUGAAGAGGUUUCCAUUUUUAUUUAAAUUACUAAUGGAUCAGAGAACAAUUGUUUAUUUUUUCUCUUUGGUUUUAGAUAUUAAUAACCUUGCUGGAAUUUUUUUCCAAAGAAACUAUUUUUAUAAUUCAGUAAUUUAACGUUUUCUUUCCUUUUCAUUACCCACUCUUGGCAGGGCUGGGGUAUUUGUUUAUCUUUAAAAAUGGUAAAUCUUACUCAAGAUUUUUUUAUGUAUGUAUAAAUAAGUAUUUUGGUGUGCUCCACAGCUUUUCAAAUUACCAGUAAUUUGUCUUGUUUUUAAAGAGUGGGCUAGUACUGACAGAGAGCUCGCUUCUGCAGAGUGCUGAGCAGAUGCGUGUAUUUUCCCACCUUUGAAUGUGUAAGAACGUGGAGCUGGGAGGACUUCCAUCAGAAGUAGAGCAGGCCGCACAGCCGGAGCGGGCAAGCUGCUGGCGGGAUCCGUGUACAGUUGUUUUUGUCUAUAAAUGGAGCUGUUUAUGGCAAUUUAAUACCAUUCUCUUUGUAAAGUGAAUAAAUACUCAUCUUUACCCGG
Molecule: messenger RNA, 3413 nt
Organism: Meriones unguiculatus (Mongolian gerbil)
Lineage: Eukaryota; Metazoa; Chordata; Mammalia; Rodentia; Muridae
Gene: Wdr43
Product: WD repeat domain 43
Exons: 18
Coding region: 40-2076 (678 amino acids)
Biological process (GO): maturation of SSU-rRNA from tricistronic rRNA transcript (SSU-rRNA, 5.8S rRNA, LSU-rRNA)
Cellular component (GO): nucleolus
Molecular function (GO): protein binding
Source: RefSeq, a predicted model, not a curated record